AUGGCGGGAUUUGUUGGCAGUGACAAGAUAAGAGCUAUGGAUAUUUCUCACCGUACAAGUGUUGUCUUCGAUAAAAUUCAUCAAUUUGAGCCAGAGCUUGCUGGAAAGAUAAUUGGCUAUCUCCUCCUGCAAGACCAUGGAGAACUAGAAAUGGCAAGUUUGGCUUCGUACCCGGACUAUUUAAUACGUGAUGUGGUAUGUCAGGCCAAAAUGGAGCUCCAAAAGUUGGCUGCGAAACCAGAUAUGCUCCCAAUUUCACUUAUUGUCAACCCUCCCCUUCCUCAUCCUCAACAAGGUUUAAGCCAUUUAUCAGUUAUGUCUCCUAGAACUCCUACUUCACCAAACUUUCAGGUUCCUCCUCACUAUUGGGAUCCACAACCUGCUGGCAAUAUCAAUUCAGACUUUAUGGCAAUGAAUUACGUGUAUUCUGUCAAGGAACUUCAGAAGCAGACACAAUUGUGCAGCUUGGAGAAUAGUAUAGAUGCGGUGAAGACUGGGACUGUAGGAGUUGCCAACGAUUACUAUGGAGAUGCUUCUGCUAACAACCUGGGUGGAAAAGCAGCUGGGAGAAGGUUUUCUGACUUUCCAAUGAAAGUCUGUCACUACUUCAACAAAGGAUUCUGCAAGCAUGGAACUAGCUGCAGAUUCUAUCAUGGGCAAGUUGCCCCUGAGAAUUUCUCUCAGACGUAUGGAUAUGAUGCUAUUGGUGAGGAUCAGGUGAUUUCCCCAGGGUCACUAGCACAGCUAGAGUCAGAACUUGUUGAGCUGCUAAGAUCAAGGGGCAGUCCAAUAUCGAUUGCUUCUCUGCCAAUGGCAUACUCAGAUAAAUUUAAUAAGGUACUGCAAGCAGAAGGUUAUUUAACUGAAAGCCAGAGACAUGGUAAAUCUGGCUAUAGUUUGACAAAGCUUCUUGCGCGACUGAAAAACAGUAUUCGGCUAAUAGGCAGUUACAGACCUCAUGGGCAGCAUUCAGUGGUUCUGGCAGACGAUGCUCCCACACAAAUGCAGAAGGGAGAGUUUGCUCGAAAUAUCAGUGCUUCACGACAAAUAUAUCUCACGUUCCCGGCUGACAGCACUUUCACCGAGGAUGAUGUCUCAAACUACUUCACCACAUUUGGGCCUGUUGCAGAUGUCAGAAUUCCAAACCAGCAGAGAAGGAUGUUCGGAUUUGUGACAUUUGUUCAUCCAGAAACUGUCAAAACUGUUUUGGAUAAGGGAAAUCCCCAUUCUGUUCGGGGAUCUCGUGUUCUUGUGAAACCUUACCGGGAGAAGGCAAAGGUUAAUGAAAGGAAGUACGCAGAUAUUGAGCACACUGUUUGUUGUUCACCACACUAUGUAGAUACGAACUCUGAACUUAACUCAAUUCCAAAAAGUUUUGGGAACCAUAGAUCCUUUAGGCGACAGCUAAUUGAAGAGCAAGAGCAAGCCCUUGAACUUGAGAGAAGUCUUGCACAACUGCCGUUUUCCCCAAAACCUUUAUCCAGCUCACAUCAUUUUGGCUUCUCCUUGAACGAGACAACAAUUUCAGAUGAUAACUUCGAUUUACAGACAUCAGAAGAAUCUUUCAGAUUUCCACUGCAUGGCAAAUCCAGGCAUACAUACGGCAAUUUCUCUCAUGGGGAAAGCAUUGAAGGACUCAAUCUCCCGGACAGUCCAUUCGCCUUUCCAAUAAAUAAUGAGAAGUAA
Messenger RNA from Sphenostylis stenocarpa, 1686 nucleotides. The record is from the annotation of a GenBank genome assembly. NCBI's taxonomy places the organism in Eukaryota, Viridiplantae, Streptophyta, Magnoliopsida, Fabales, Fabaceae.